Molecule: messenger RNA, 769 nt
Organism: Symbiodinium pilosum
Lineage: Eukaryota; Dinophyceae; Suessiales; Symbiodiniaceae
Source: the annotation of a GenBank genome assembly
GCUGGGGGACUUGAAGAGAUUGGGACAAGUCGGCACCGGAACAUCUGGUACUGUUUGGCUUGUGAAACACGUCAAGACGGACUCCAGAUAUGCCCUGAAGCGGGUCGAGAAGAAGGAUGGCAAGGUGCCACAGGAAGUGCAACGCGAGAUCCAGAUCCUCUCGGAAAAUGACCAUCCCUUCCUGAUGCAGAUGGUGAAGUCCAUGCAGACCCACUCUCACAUGUACGUCCUGGCCGAGUAUGUGGGAGGCGGCGAGCUAUACGCGGCCAUGCGGGCAAUCUCGACUGUCUUCAGCCGCCAGCAAGCAAUGUUCUGCGUUGGAUCCCUGCUUCUGAUGCUGGAAGCCUUGCAUGAGCGGAACGUCCUCUACCGGGACCUGAAGCCGGAGAACAUCCUCUUGGAUGCUGAGGGCUAUCUGAAGCUGGUCGACUUUGGCACUGCUAAGAAACUGGAAGCCAAGUGCGGCAGAACUUUCACCCCGGUCGGCACGGCACACUACAUGGCUCCCGAAGUCAUGCGUGGCAAGGGCUAUGGCCUGGAAGUUGAUGUUUGGGCGCUGGGGAUUGUUCUCUACGAGCUGCUAUGCGGCCACCUCCCCUUCGGGGAGAACGCUGACAACCCACGGGAGGUUUGCAGAGCUGUGCUGGCCGGAAACCCGGUGCUUCCCCAACAUUUGGAACCCUGCGCUCGGACGCUUAUCGGUUCACUGCUAGAGCCUCGCCCUCGCCGAAGACUCGGAUGUGGAGCAAAUGGCCUUCAAGAGAUCAAG